GUGAGUGUGUGAGUGUUUAUGUAUGUGUGUGGGGGGGGGAAUUCACUGGAGAUCAGCUGUCAGAUGACAACUCAGACAGUAAUGACCUACUUCCUCUUGGGGGAGGGGCUUCCAGGCCCUUAGUCAGUUUAGCCAGCCCCCAGGUAUCGGUUGCUGUGUUUAACCACAACACUACACAACACUACACCCUGCCCUGCCAUGCACUGUGCUCCACUCGACCGGUUCUGUCUCGCAACAGGCAGGCCGUGAGAGAUCGAGGCUCUUCUCGCUCUUCAUUAAAACUUUUGGGGAUCACUACUACACAACAGACGUACUCUAUCCUGACCUGGACUGUGCUGAGCUGUGCUUAUAUCUAAAACGAGGAGUUCUUUUACACUUCGGAAAACUGACUUACAACAGACUAACCCCAUCCUGCACAUUGCCGUGCUUCAAUCUAUACAGAGGAGUUCCUUCACACCUUGGGGGGCCCCGCUUGCAACAGGCAGACAGAGAGGGCGUGAGGCUUGGGGUGAAAUUGGCUUGAAUGGAGACGGAUGGUAGUAGUGUGUCUGCAUGGACGUCAAUGGGAUGAUUCAGACAAAGGCUACUACUAUCUUUGUGGUCCAAAGUCUUGUUUUGCUUGGGCUCAUGGAUUUUGUCUCAUCUGUUCCAGUUGUCUACAGGACUUUUGCCAUGAGAAAAAGGAUAAACUGCUGCUGACUUUUUUCCCCCAUCUUCCACAUUUUACUACCCUUGUUUCUGACUCCUUCCACACAUUGCAGCUGUGGUUUCAUGGAUUCUGUGUUCACAUUGAGAGAUGAUUUUUUUCUCAGAGGACAUAGUAACCAGCUGUUUAUUUCUUUCUCCACAGUUAUUUCUCCAAUGCCAUCCCCUUUUUUUCCUUGUGCUUCAUUCACAUACAUAAUGGAGCUUGAUAAUCUUGUUGAGGAUAUCUACAAAUCUUUGUCAUGACGAAAGAAUAACCAACCUUUCAUUUAUCUUUCUUAAGCCUCUAUAUUCUCCCUCUUCAUUCAUAAUGCAAUUUGAUAAUCAAGACACCAAUGGAUUUUUCACAUGAGGCCAAAAUAACCAACCGUUGAAUUCUCCUUCUCAAUCCUCCAUAUUCUCCCCCGCCCCUCUUGCCCCCGUGCAUCAUCCAACACCCAUCCACACCAACACAAUGGAGUUUGACAACCUCGGGGAGGACAACUGCACGGCCGACAACAAGCCCCUCUACGUCUUCUACUCGGCCGUGUUGUCGGGGGAGUUCAUCCUGGCCCUGCCGCUCAACGUGUCCGUCAUCUACCUCUUCAUCUUCAAGCUCAAGUUCUGGAGGAGCAAGAACGCCAACAACAUCUUCCUGUUUAACCUGGUGCUGGCCGACAUCCUGCUGCUCUUCUGCCUGCCGGUGCGGGCCUACAACUUCCAGCUGGGCAAGCGGCGCAGCGAGAGCGAGGUGGUCUUCCGCACCAUGCUCUUCGCGGUCUUCCUCAACCGGGGCGCCAGCAUCGCAUUCCUCACCGUCAUCUCCGUCUACCGCUACUUCCAGGUGGUGCACGCCGGCCGCGAGAGCACGCGCUGCAUCUUCAAGCACCCGGCGGGCAUCGCGGCGGUGGUGUGGCUGCUCCUGUUGCCCCUGACCAUCCCCAUGAUGCUGCGGCCGCUCCGCAACAGCCUGUGCAGCGACGAGGACAACGUGGUGGACGCCUUCCGCGAGAUGGUCUUCUUCACCCAGAACCUGCUGCCCUUCCUGGUGCUGGUCUUCUGCACCGUGGGCAUCCACGCCCGGCUGCGGCGCACGCGGGUCGGCGACCGCACCAAGCUCCGGCGGGCCCAGUUCCUGGUCAUCACUGUCAUGGCAGUCUUCUCCAUCUGCUUCCUGCCGUGCACGAUAUCGCGCAUGGUGCUGCUGGUGGUGAGCCGGGGCGCCGAGUACUCGCAGCGGGACAAGGACGCGGCGCUGCAGGUGUACGACGGCCUCAAGUGCCUGGCCUACCUGGACCUGCUGCUGGACCCCAUCGUCUACUGCCUGAGCAGCACCAAGUUCAAGACGCUCUACGUGGAAACGUACCUGCCCUUUCUGAGGGCGAGAGUUGAAAACAAACAGGAGUCUGCAGCGGCGAUGGAAAACAGUGGCGCAGGUGGGGGUGGGGGUCGGAAUGCGGGCUCGGAUGGUGGUGGUGGCGGUGGUGUUAGGAGAGCGAGCCUGGGGCAAGAGCAAGAGCUCAAGGAACAUGAGAUGACAGAGGAGUCGUAGCUGAACGGCUACAUGGGCGGACUUGGCCAUUGCGUGUACUGGCUCUUUCAGUACAGUAACCACAGUAUGAACCAUUUUGACUUUGGUGAAAGAACGUUUGACUUUUAAACAGUUAAACAUGUUUUAGGGUUUAGGAUGUAAUGGUGAGGAGUUUAUUGCCUACGUUGUUAACGUUAAUAACCAACACAUGUAAUAGUCACGGGGGUCAACAGGGGUCAUGAAGGUCAAAUGUACUGUGCUUUGGCUUUGAAGGGCAGGAUAGCCAUGGAUACUGCCAGUGUUAUGGUCUACUACAGGGUAACAAAAAUGUUUAUGCACUCUUAAGUGUCAUUUAAAGAUUAAAUGCCAUUUGAAUGUUGUUUAAAAAAAAAAAAAAAAAAAAACCUAUUUACAUUUUAAAACGUCAAUAAUGCCAUCAAUAGUGCAGAAGUGUUUGUGAUCCACACAUGUCUUGUUUUUGUUUGAUGUUUUCUAAACUUUAGUGAAUGGUGUCGUUUUGUUCUGGUGGCUGUUUGUGGUUGCCUUAAAUGGGCACUUCCUUUGAGUAACUACCCCUCCCCCCACACACUGAGUGCGUUGCAAUAUGCGACCUUGCUUCCUCCACUUGGGCUUGUGGCCUCGUACCAGGAAGUAAUAUGUCAUGAUGACAUCACUGACAACAGCAUUAUUUUCCAAUAUCUCGCAAAACCUCAAUUGUAAAGUCAUUUUCUCAUGUGCAAUUGGGAUGGUGAAUGAAAAACAGUCCCCCAAAAGUUGUUGUGGCCAGGCUGACAGCUGGAAAACUUAAUUGUUUUCUCCAUGGAGGAAAUGCCAGGAGGCGGGGCGAGGCCACAAGCACAAGUGAAGGACGGGAGUGUGCAUAUUGGAAUGCACUCACUAUCUCCUACCCUCAUUGCCAAUGACAACCCAUAUCACCUUCACCACGUUGGCUGUUAGAUAAAAGUAUUGCUAGUGUUUUUCAGGUUUCAAACUAGUUCAUCUGCAUGUAUACUGUAUCACAGACCUAAUUUAACAAAAAAGAAAAAAACAACACAUUAACUGUCAAUAAGAAAUAACGGUAGCUUAGCACUUGAUCACAUUUCCAUCCUAAAUGAUUCGGUAUGUACUUCUGAUUCAAAACUGUAGCUUUGUGUUUUCAACCUCGUGUUUUUUUUGUUAAAAAAAUGACUGUAAAAGGUAUUUAUUUAUGAUAUCUUUGUGCCAUAUAUGUGGACUGAAAGGACAGAGGGCCAUUGGUCUUUCCAUAAUUUGACACUUACAUAUUUCAUGUUUGUAUGUGUACAUGCCAAAAGCUAAAGAAAUAACAACUUUGAUAAACGUUUCACGUUACUUGUUCUUUAAAUGCAUCCCAGAAUAUGUUGAUCUUAUAAAAUUCU
Molecule: messenger RNA, 3612 nt
Organism: Engraulis encrasicolus (European anchovy)
Lineage: Eukaryota; Metazoa; Chordata; Actinopteri; Clupeiformes; Engraulidae
Product: hydroxycarboxylic acid receptor 2-like
Exons: 2
Coding region: 1160-2236 (358 amino acids)
Biological process (GO): G protein-coupled receptor signaling pathway
Cellular component (GO): membrane
Molecular function (GO): G protein-coupled receptor activity
Source: RefSeq, a predicted model, not a curated record